Molecule: messenger RNA, 1947 nt
Organism: Symbiodinium natans
Lineage: Eukaryota; Dinophyceae; Suessiales; Symbiodiniaceae
Source: the annotation of a GenBank genome assembly
AUGAUGAUGAUGAUGUUGCAGCACUUGGUGAGUAUGGGGAGGCUCAUUAUGACGGUGCUGCGUACCUUGCCCGAUGCUUUUCGAUACAUUGACAGUUUGGAGAAGCAGGACGACUUGGUGUCCAAGUCGGAGUUCUCUACCGCUUUUGACGUGGCCGCGACAGAGUUGUCCAUUUUCCCGUACUGUGUGUGGCUGCAUUCGCAUUUUUGGAACAGCAGCCAAGCAUGGGACGCCAUGGCAGAAGGCCAUGAUCUGGACAAGUCCAGGUGGGGAGUUGUGUGGCUCUCCUAUGAGCCGCCUUUCAACUUCACGAAGCCUUCGGCCAAGCAGUCCUUCCUGUUCUUAGAUGCCGAUGACGACGGAGUUCUCACGAGAACCGAGUUCGACUCCAUCUUUCACUACUGUCACAAUACACCAUCUCCCAUACCAGAACACGGUAACACCUCAGAGCCCUACAGGUUCACUACGGACCUCCCUACCACAACUCUCCACCACACCACUACGACAACGAGCAGCCGAGCACCCUCUCACUGCUGCGCAGAAGUGUCAGCGCAGUGCUUGUCUUGCAUUGCUGGGAUCACUGCACAGGAGCUGUGCUCUCGCAACUCUAUGAGUCUGAUUCCUGGCUGCAAGGGGCCUGCAUCGACUCUUCAUGUGCAGGCUGCACCUGGUGACCCCCACCAAAAUGCAGAGCACACUACCUCCCUGCCGUUGCACUAUGUUCAGGAUGGUGCUGGGUCACGACAGUGCCCGCAGCUCGGAGUCGCAUUCUCACCCGCACUUUCGGGCCAGAACCAGAGCACAGAGGACGGCCUCGCGGCGUGUCAGGCGAGAUGUGUGCGGACCCUGGGUUGUGGCUACUUUACAUACUGGAGGAACUCCAGCAGUUGUGAGCUGCACCCCAUCGCUGCUUCCGGCCUACCGCAGCCUGAGGCAGCCGGAGGACCCGCUGUCUGCGUGGCCCGGUUCAAGGCGCGGAUUGCCUCGGUGGUUUUUUCUCGACUGCUAAAAUCUCAGCUAGGCAGCCUUCAUGCAAGCCUUCCAGAAGCUCUUGCCCACCACUUUGGCACCCCCGUAUCUGAGGUCCAGGAUGUCGGUGGGAAGCCAGCUGCAGUGACCUUGCUGCCUGGAAGCCUUCUGGUGGAGGGAAAGGUCCUGCUUCCAUCUGGCGCUGCCGUUCGAGAUGUGGCUGACAAGUCAGCCUAUGACCAAAAUGGAGGACUCCGAAAGAAUGUGGCAAACGCGCUGCUGGCAGCAAACGUCCCGUACAUGGCCAGCGGUGAUCCUGUGGCAAAUCCAGAGGAGGCAAUUCCCAUGACAUUGGCCAUUACAGCAGAUCCGAGCUGCUUUGUGGAGGGUGUUGACUUCCUUGCCGGCCACCAGGAGGUAGCUGCUCAGAAUGCGCCAGAGUGCCAGACCAAGUGCUACGAAGCUGGUAACUGCACUAUCUUCAGCUACUACAGGGCCACGAAGCAGUGCCGUUUGACAGGAGCAAACGCCUCUUCUGCCUCGCCCAAUGAGGCAGCGGUUUCUGGUCCUGCGAGAUGCGCUUUCAUACCUGCAGCAUCCGCGCGCGAGGCAAAUCCAGCAGGCACCGACGUGUUAGCACUGGUCCACGAGUCGCCCUGGUUCUACCAAGCACUGGCCGGCUUAGUGCUGUUUCUCCUCGUUGUUCUCACGUUCUUGGGAUGCUGGUGCGAAAAGAAAGAGAAGCGCAAGCGAGGAAAGGAAGCCAAAUGGCACGGCAAGGCGCUGUACUUGCCUGUUGCCAGCGAGGAGGGUGAGGGCCAAGAGCGGCGAGCUCGAGAAGUCAGCAGGGAUGGGCCAGACACUCAACCUCAUGGAGGGCACGUUGCAGACCCGCGACUUGCGGCCAAAGAGCCUCUGGCCCUCGGUUUUCGUGGCGCGGACAUCUUGUCCUGGAGGCAAAAUGGGCAACCCAUGUGA